CGCGCCCUCUAGUGGACGAGAGACGACACUGCGAUUAGCAAGCGUUUAUGGUUGCCAGGCAACAGCAAGCGGAAGCUGCAACAACAGUCUACAGAAGACAACAAGGAGUUAACUUUUAACAUUAGGUGAAAAAUUCUAGAGAAAAAGACAUGGCAACGCCAACUAAGACGAAAGAGAAAGAGCCAGUGGAUAUCGUUCAUCAAAACGCUAUUCAUGUGGAGAGAAUCCGGAAAGAGCAGCAGUGUCAGAAACUUUAUACCGAGUUCACCAUCAAUCCGUAUAAAAAGUUGCACGUUUUACCUGAUAAACCCAUGUCAAGAAAAAUGUAUGAAGAGAUUGAGGAGGACCCUGCUUUCCUGAACAUGAUACGUAAAGCACAUUCAGAACCAACAAAGAAGUACACUCAUCCAAUGACCGAGUCUCAAGAAAUUGGAUGGAUUUCCACUCCUCUGAUUGCUUCAGAUCGAACUGACAGAAGACUGAACUUCCCAAGGCAGAAUUCUGAACUCACCAAAUACAUGGAUGCUGCCUGGCGUCUGAAGGAACAAACUCAAAACCUUAAAUGAAACAAGGAAAUCUUUCUACCUUUUCUCUAACUGCCUUGAUAAAAUGUUUCUUUGGAGUCCUUAACAUGCUGUUUUCACUACAAAUGACUACAUCUCAAUAAAUGAAGUUAAAAUAUC
Messenger RNA from Hemibagrus wyckioides, 683 nucleotides. RefSeq names its product cilia and flagella associated protein 144 (gene cfap144). The record is from RefSeq and is a predicted model, not a curated record. Bases 150 to 566 code for a protein of 138 amino acids. The transcript is spliced from 4 exons. Gene Ontology annotation, cellular component: ciliary base. Lineage: Eukaryota; Metazoa; Chordata; Actinopteri; Siluriformes; Bagridae.